Messenger RNA from Aedes albopictus (Asian tiger mosquito), 1486 nucleotides. Its product is annotated as 26S proteasome regulatory subunit 8. The coding region runs from base 150 to 1361 and encodes 403 amino acids. NCBI's taxonomy places the organism in Eukaryota, Metazoa, Arthropoda, Insecta, Diptera, Culicidae. Gene Ontology annotation, biological process: proteasome-mediated ubiquitin-dependent protein catabolic process. The record is from RefSeq and is a predicted model, not a curated record. Gene Ontology annotation, molecular function: proteasome-activating activity; ATP binding; ATP hydrolysis activity. Gene Ontology annotation, cellular component: proteasome regulatory particle, base subcomplex. The transcript is spliced from 3 exons.
GUUGGUCUGUCAGUCGGUUCGCCAAACCGAUGAGCUUGCGUUUUUGUUGACUGGUGUUUGGAAGCAGUGACUACGACCGGACAACAUAUCCCGGGAAAUCGCGUAAAAUCCUUCUGUUCCGUUGAACUGCUGUGGUCCAUUUCAGCGAAAUGACCAAUUCUACCAAGAUGGAAGUGGAUACCCAGAAGGGGGAAGGCUUUCGCUCGUACUACAUCCAGAAGAUCGAGGAGCUGCAGUUGAUUGUGGCGGAGAAGAAUCAGAACUUGCGUCGUUUGCAAGCGCAACGGAAUGAGUUGAACGCCAAGGUGCGUAUGUUGCGAGAGGAGUUGCAGCUGCUGCAGGAACAGGGAAGCUACGUCGGCGAAGUGGUUAAGCCCAUGGACAAGAAGAAGGUGCUGGUCAAGGUGCACCCGGAGGGAAAGUUCGUGGUGGACAUCGAUAAGAACAUCGACAUCAACGACGUUACGCCGAACUGUCGGGUAGCUUUGAGGAACGAGAGCUACACGCUGCACAAGAUCCUGCCGAACAAGGUCGAUCCGUUGGUGUCGCUGAUGAUGGUGGAGAAGGUUCCGGAUUCGACGUACGAAAUGGUCGGUGGGCUGGACAAGCAGAUCAAGGAGAUUAAGGAGGUGAUCGAGUUGCCGGUGAAGCAUCCGGAGCUGUUCGAUGCGCUGGGUAUUGCCCAGCCGAAGGGAGUGCUGCUGUAUGGACCGCCUGGAACGGGAAAGACCUUGUUGGCGCGAGCUGUGGCCCAUCAUACGGAGUGUACGUUUAUACGCGUUUCUGGAUCGGAAUUGGUGCAGAAGUUUAUCGGCGAGGGUUCGCGAAUGGUGCGGGAGCUGUUCGUGAUGGCGAGAGAACACGCUCCGUCGAUCAUCUUCAUGGACGAAAUCGAUUCCAUCGGAUCGUCCCGUAUCGAAAGCGGCAGCGGUGGUGAUUCCGAGGUGCAGCGUACUAUGUUGGAGUUGUUGAACCAGCUGGAUGGGUUCGAGGCGACCAAGAACAUCAAGGUCAUCAUGGCCACCAAUCGGAUUGACAUCCUGGAUCCGGCCCUGCUGCGUCCCGGUCGUAUCGAUCGUAAGAUCGAAUUCCCGCCACCAAACGAGGAAGCCCGUUUGGACAUUCUGAAGAUUCACUCGCGCAAGAUGAACCUGACGCGUGGUAUUAAUCUGCGAAAGAUCGCCGAGCUGAUGCCGGGUGCUUCCGGGGCCGAGGUGAAGGGCGUUUGUACCGAGGCGGGAAUGUACGCCCUGCGGGAGCGUCGGGUCCACGUCACACAGGAAGACUUCGAGAUGGCCGUCGCCAAGGUGAUGCAGAAGGACUCCGAGAAGAACAUGUCGAUCAAGAAGCUCUGGAAGUAAGGAGGUUGUGGAGUGAUUUUGCUUUUGCGAAACAAAAAUAUUGCUUAGAAUAUGUAAUCGAUACUUUUCUUCAAGACUAUCUGUAAUUUGCUUAAACUUAUGAUAAUAAACAAUGAAAAUUUAAA